Anarrhichthys ocellatus (wolf-eel) is the source of this 1497-nucleotide messenger RNA. RefSeq names its product dual specificity phosphatase 23b (gene dusp23b). The record is from RefSeq and is a predicted model, not a curated record. The coding region runs from base 118 to 573 and encodes 151 amino acids. NCBI's taxonomy places the organism in Eukaryota, Metazoa, Chordata, Actinopteri, Perciformes, Anarhichadidae. The transcript is spliced from 3 exons. Gene Ontology annotation, biological process: protein dephosphorylation.
ACGGACCACAUGACCGCAAUAAGGAAACGUAGCAAGUAAUUUAACGGUCAGCAAGGUAGCACCAGCUCGACAAGUAGCGGAACGUCCCUUCCUCUCAACGGAAAACUCUUGACUAGCAUGGCUUCCACUCCUCCACACAAUUUCUCCUGGGUCGAUCCAGACAUGCUGGCCGGACUGGCGCUACCCAGGAUGGCAUCUGAAUACCAGUACCUGCUGGACAACGGUAUCAAACACCUGGUGUGCCUGUGCGAGAGAAAACCACCUUGCUAUGACUCGUGCCCAGAGUUACAGCUGCACCACAUCAAGAUAGUGGACUUCACUCCUCCUUCGCCAAGUCAGAUUGAUAGAUUCCUCUCUAUCGUGGAAGAGGCCAACUCCAAGGGAGAGGGUGUGGGAGUUCACUGCAUGCACGGCCACGGAAGAACAGGGACCAUGCUGGCCUGCUACCUGGUGAAGACCAGAAAGAUAUCUGGGAUCGACGCCAUCAAUGAGAUCCGAAGUCUGCGGAAAGGCUCCAUCGAAACUCACGAACAAGAGAAAGCUGUGGUGCAUUUUUAUCAGCGCACAAAGUAGCUUUUACAGCAGGAAUAAAGUCACACUGCUACUUCUGCUAAGGAGCGGAAGGAGCAGUGUUUACUUUUUACAAUUAAUAAGCAUGAAAUAAGUGGAAGAAGUGCCUCAACUUUAUUGCUAAAUGAACAAUUUAUUAUCUAUGAAUAGAAAAAUACAAGCAUUUAAUGAAUGUUUAAAGAGGUGAUUAAAAAAAACUCAAUGUCCUGGAAACAAUACUGAACAACUAUUGACAUCACACACCGGAUGCCUUUGGGACGCAUCUACUGUAAAUACAUCAUCACACUUUUUUCACAUGGUACUACUGUAUACUGUCAUUUUGCUUAGCAAAUGAUUACUUUUGUUUCUAUAGACAUGCGCCUCCUCUGAGGCAUCUGUUUACAAAUCUUGAACCUUCUCUUAUGCACUGGACGCCAGAGAAAAGAGACGCUGACGCUGCUUGAAUGUGAGCUUUUCGGGAGCCGACGCCCUCCUGGUUUUCUCCUCCUGGUUUCUGUGAAUGAACGAUGCUAUUAGAUGAUAUUAGAUUAUAUCAGCACGAAUACUUGUGUGGGGGGAAUCACUUCCGGGGACACAAACGGUAGCCUGUGCCGUUUUAAAAUGUAUUUACAGAGUAAGUAAGUAAAACUGUUAUUCUACUCAGGGACCUCUUUCAAAAGCUUUUUUUUUUGUAAGAAUUAAAUUGCAAUAAUUUAACUAUUUUAAAAAUAGAUGUAAUUAAGAAGCUUGCACAAGUCACUAUAGAUUAGAUUUGAUUGAAUUUCAAUGUUUUACACUUUAAACUCACUCUUUUGAUGACAUGUUGUUAAAGUCUUGACUCCGUCCACUCUGUCUUUGAUCUGCCAAAAACAUGGAAAUGUUUCAAUGUACAACAAAAUAAGAUGUCUGAUGAGCACGAACUCUUAUGAAUAAAUGAAACCGACAAAC